CAAGACGACUACCUAUCACGACAGAAUAAAUCUCCUCGCGCUUAUACUUAUAACAAAGCUGGCUCAAAGCUUUACAAUCACCGAGUUGCUAUCACCCAGUCUUGUACCCAGCUCGCGCCGUCAAUCGGGAAACGCCUGGCUUUUUCUGCUGGAGCCAUCUUUUUUGUUCUCUCCUUGCUUUCGUGACUUCGUCUUUAGAUUUAAAAAAAAGGUUGAUUUUUACACCAACGAAGCUUCAAAAUGAGACGAAGAUAUGAAAACGAUCCCAAAGAACAUGAUGAUACUAAGCGGGAGCGAAGGGAGGAAGCAGCGAAAACGGAACCGGAUAAAACAUUAGCGGUUACUCCAAUAGAUUCGUAUCGAUCGAGUUUCCCGUACUUUCUUCAACCAUCAGAAAUUGGUCACUUUUCCUUGGAUGUAGAUAGGAAAUUUCACGAUGACAGUCAUCAGUUGAAGUAUUUUGACCCCCCUGAUAAGAUCUCCUUCGAUCUAAGCGAAGGAUAUAAAGAGUUCAAAGCGAAAGACGAAGAUGUGAAAGAGGGACUAGGUCAUUUGCUAGAGUGGAUUAGUGCUCACAGAGAGAAAUUUGCACUACCGGGUGAAGAGAGGGUAGAGAAUGGACAAGCCGCAGAUGCCAGACCAGCAACGAAGAGUUUGAACACCGACUUUGUGACAUGGAGGGGCGAUCUCACCAAGCUGCUCUGCACUCCAUACGAGACCAAAGAGCCCUGGCAAAUGGCUGCAACCCAAUUCAAGGGCACUAUAUACUUCACUGAUGUAGAAACUGAGGAGGCAAAGGUUUGUCGAAGGAACAUGGACGAGCGACAUAAAAAAAUGUGUUACUGGGGGCAUAAAUUUGAAACAUAUGUCACAAAGCUUGUGUCUGAACGAGGCAAGAGGGAAACAGUGAUGGGAGCAUCGACAUCUACUGCGUCAACAUCAGAGGGUGGCGCUUCAGCUAAGCCUGUCAAUAAUUCAGAAGCUUAUGUGUCGGUGGUCAGAUCAAGACUGGAGAGUCAUUCCCUGGUGUUUGGUGCCGAGAUAGACUGCUGCACUAAGGAAACAGAAGAAUCGCCAGGAAAUUACAUCGAGCUCAAGACGUCUCAUGCUCCACAGAAUCACCAACAGCACUUGUCUUUCAAUCGCUACAAGCUACUCAAAUGGUGGGCACAGUCUUACCUGGCAGGAGUGCCAAAAAUCAUUGCUGGUUUCCGUCAUGAUUACGGUCAUGUGGAUAAACUCGAAACUUACAACACCCUGGAAAUACCCCAUCUCCUUGAAAACCAACGAAACAUGUGGGAUUCAACCAUCUGCUUCAACUUCCUGGAAAAGUUUCUAUGCUGGUUGCGCUCUGUGGUGGUGUUGGACGACCCAAAUAGAGUUUACCUUUUCUCAUUCAGUUCUCCAUUCAAACAAGUGGAAUACCAGGGAUUUACAAAUGGGGAGGAUAAGCUUUUGCCAGAGUGGUAUAUUAAGGUGAUAGAUGGUAAUACUUGUAAUAAGUAAUAGUGCAGGGGAAUAUAAGACCCCACCCUGCACGUGCAGAGAUAAGAAACUAUGUGGGUAACUAGGCAAUGGAAUAAUUUGACUGCGUCAGUAAUUAAAAAGGUAAUUAAUUUUCAUUGUAUAUUCUUAUAAAAAAGAUUCUAGAUGGA
Nematostella vectensis (starlet sea anemone) is the source of this 1655-nucleotide messenger RNA. Its product is annotated as decapping and exoribonuclease protein-like. The record is from RefSeq and is a predicted model, not a curated record. Gene Ontology annotation, biological process: NAD-cap decapping; nuclear-transcribed mRNA catabolic process. Lineage: Eukaryota; Metazoa; Cnidaria; Anthozoa; Actiniaria; Edwardsiidae. The coding region runs from base 241 to 1506 and encodes 421 amino acids. Gene Ontology annotation, cellular component: cytosol; nucleus. The transcript has 4 exons. Gene Ontology annotation, molecular function: mRNA 5'-diphosphatase activity.